ACCCGUCGCCGUCCUUCAUCGCUGCUUUGUGAUCCUCAGUCCGCCGUCUGUCGCGUAGCUCGGCGAACUCCACCAAUUUGCAGAGAGCUCCCUCUUCCAGGGUGAUGAUAACGAUUUCUAUUCCAUGGAGUAUUUGGAGAGCAGCUCCUCAUCGUUGAAACCGAGUCAUGUAUAUAUCAGCUUUAGAGGUGAUGAAGAGACUCGUAAAUUCAUGCAUAGCCUUUUGGCUGCUCUGAAAGCAGAAGGCUUCAGAAUCUUUGGAGAUGAUAAGAAGCUUGAAACGCCGGGCUCCAAUCUUCCACCUCACCUUCUUCAAGCAAUUCGUGAGUCGUGGAUUUGGAUUGUUGUCUUCUCCAAGAACUAUGCUUCUUCAUGUUGGUGUUUAAAGGAACUGUCACAGGUUUUGCGCAUCAUUCUUUCUCAGGAUGAAUCUCAAUUGUCUUGUGCGGACUCAUCAUCAUCAGUUUUUGCGCAUCCAUUGUACGCUGUCGAUGCUGAACGACAAGAAAUGUGCGAAGCAGACAUAGACAAGGUGAACAGAUGGAGGCAAGCUCUGAAACGAGGGUUCCGUGUCUCUGGGCGCUGGAGUGCAUCAGAUAGGGUUAUAGCAGUUUUUUACGAUGUGGAUCCAAAAUCCUUUCCUCAACAUAUUCAACAAGCAUGCACACAAGAUUCAUUUGAGAUAACCCAAUGGGAAGAUAUCGAACAAGUGGCCAGUUCCCCUGGCUGGCAAGUGCGGAAUGACUCAGGGUUACAGGUUAUUCCAAAAACUGUUAAAGAAGUCAAGUCUAAAAUAGAUAAACUAUUUUAUGACUUCUUCGGAUUUGUUGGGAUGCAAUCUCAAGUGGAAGAAGUAGAAAAGCUUUUGGAUUUGAAUGCAGAUGAUGAAGUUCGAGUUGUUGGCAUUUGUGGUAUGAGUGGAUUGGGGAAAUCUUCUAUUGCUACUGUUUUAUAUCUUAAGACCUUUCACCUUUUUGAUGCCUUUUGUUUCCUUCCCAAUCUGAGUGGACGUUUAAAGCAUGGUGACAUAACCCUACAAGAACUUCUGCAUAGACAUUUGAGGACAGAAAAUUCAGAGAUGAAGGAUUUUCUAGACAAAGAGUUCUUACUAGGGGAAAGGCUAAGAAAGCACAAGUUUCUUAUAGUUCUUGAUGGUGUUGAUCUUGUACAACAUCUACAGGAGUUGAACUUAGUUGAAAAAUCCAAUUGUUUUGGCGGGGACAGUAGAAUCAUUAUAACAACUAGAGAUGAACAAGUCCUUCAAAAAUAUGAGGUUAAUACCAUUUAUAGACCUAAACUCUUGUCCAGGGACGAAGGUUUCAAACUAUUUUGUUCUAAAGCUUUUCUAGGGGGAUAUCCGAUUGAUGAUUUCGAAGGGAUGAUAUAUAGGGUGUUGGAAUAUGCUAAUGGCCUUCCAUUAGCAAUUGAAAUAUUGGGUUCAUCCUUUUUUGGAAAAGGCGUUGCAGAAUGGAGAAGUUUCCUGGAUAGGGAAGAAAUUAUUCCUCCCUAUGAGAUCACAAGGGUGCUUAGAAAAAGUUUUGACGAACUCGAUGACAUGAAAAUUCUUUUUCAGAAGUCGGUCAUCACAAUUGCAAAUGAGAGGAUACAAAUGCAUAGUAUGCUGCAAGCAAUGGGGCGAGAUAUUAUUCGACAGCAAUAUCCGUAUCAACAAAGCCGAUUAUACCUUUAUAGUGACAUUAAAUCUGUUAUGGAGAAGAAAAGAAACAUGGUGAUGGAAAAUGUUGAAGCUCAGCCAGAUGAUAGUGAAUCUGAUAUGGGGAGAGAGAGAGAGACAUGGGUGAUGGAAAAUGAUGAAGCUCAGCCAGAUGACAGCGAAUCUGACAUUGAGAGAGAGAGAUACACAUGGCUGAUGGAAAAUGUUGAAGCUCAGCCAGAUGACAGUGAAUCUGAUAUUGAGAGAGAGAGAUACACAUGGAUGCGUUUAUACUCCCAGGGGAUGGAAAAUGUUGAAGCUCAGCCAGAUGACAGCGAAUCUGAUAUUGAGACAGAGAGACACGCAUGGAUGCGUUUAUACUCCCUGGGGAUGGAAAAUGUUGAAGCUCAGCCAGAUGACAAGGAAUCUGAUAUUGAGAGAGAGAGACACGCAUGGGUGAUGGAAAAAGUUGAAGCUCAGCCAGAUGACAGCGAAUCUGAUAUUGAGAGAGAGAGAUACCCGUGGGUGACGGAAAAUGUUGAAGCUUGGUCAAAUGACAGCGAAUCUGAUAUUAAGAGAGAGAGAUACGAACGGGUGAUGAAAGUUGAGGCUCUGCCAGUUCACGUCAACGCUGUUUUUGAGAGAUAUAGAUACACAUGGAUGGUGGAAAAAGUUGAAGCUAUAGCCUUGGAUUUGGAAGAGCCAAAAAUGGCCUCAUUGAGGGUUGAUGCUUUAUCAGAUAUGAUCAACCUCAGAUUGCUGAUAUUCCAUAACGUGGAAUUUUCUGGAACCCUUAGUAAUCUUUCAAGCAAGUUGCGAUAUGUUUCGUGGCAUCAAUAUCCUUUCACUUCUUUGCCAUCGGGUUUUCAAUCUGACACACUUGUUCAACUGAUUAUGGCUGAAAGCAACAUGACAGAAGUGUGGAAGGGCAGAAUGAUGCUCCCUACUUUGAGAAAACUGAAUCUAAGUGGCUCCAAAGCUUUGACAAAGACGCCAGAUUUUGGUGGGGUUCCAAAUCUUGAGAAGCUAGAGCUCGAAGGAUGUACUGGAUUGUUGCAACUUGAUCCAUCUGUUGCUCAACUUCCAAAGCUCAGAUUCUUGAACUUGAAAGGUUGCAUCAAUCUUGUCAGUAUCCCUAAUUCCAUGUUUUGUCUGAACUCGUUGGAAGUCCUAAAUCUAGCUGGCUGCUCUAAACUUGCAUGUUGCUUGAAGUUUUCUCCAAUGAGGAGUUUGAUACAAGUGAAACUGCUUAGCAUCUGGGACAGUCCAUUCUUGGAAAAAAUUUUGUACUUUCUUCUGUUGGUUUUGCCAGAACAAAAGAGAUAUCAUGACUUCGUUUCUUCUUGUCUUAUUUACUUGAUGUGUAUUUGUGAGGUCAAAUAUUCUGGCAAACGAGGAAACAACAUGGGUUUGCCUCUUAUUACUUGUUUUGUUUUUAAUUCUGCUGCCUAUCGUGUAGCUCGGGUAAUUAACUCUGUCAAUUUGCAGAGAAUCAGAGACUUCAGAGUUCAAUCUUCAAUUUCCCUCUUUGUGUGGCUUCUCCCAGGGACUGAAGCAGCAAGUUUGAUGGCCUUCGUUUUGCAGUCUCGUAGCCGUUCAUCAGUAGUAUUCGCAAAGCAUUACCUCGUCGCCGUCUUCGAUGCUGCUAAAUGCUGUAAACAGUAA
Messenger RNA from Neltuma alba, 3319 nucleotides. Its product is annotated as disease resistance-like protein DSC1. Lineage: Eukaryota; Viridiplantae; Streptophyta; Magnoliopsida; Fabales; Fabaceae. Bases 125 to 3319 code for a protein of 1064 amino acids. Gene Ontology annotation, molecular function: ADP binding. The record is from RefSeq and is a predicted model, not a curated record. Gene Ontology annotation, biological process: signal transduction; defense response. The transcript has 17 exons.